Messenger RNA from Caenorhabditis briggsae, 2328 nucleotides. Bases 1 to 2328 code for a protein of 775 amino acids. The transcript is spliced from 8 exons. The record is from RefSeq and is a predicted model, not a curated record. Lineage: Eukaryota; Metazoa; Nematoda; Chromadorea; Rhabditida; Rhabditidae.
AUGGAUAGAAGAAGAGACACCAGGUACAAACAACAAGAGCCAGCUCAUCAUUAUGAUGAUCGCUACAAUGCCACCUAUGAUAACUACGACUACGAAGAGGAUUACGGUAAUCAGUACGCGAAUACGGUUCCUCACCAUCACCACGCUCACGCUCACGCUCAUGCACAUCAUCCAGAAGAACAUGGUUAUGACGAUGAAGAAGAUCAUUGGGCCAACCAACAGGAUUUCUACGAUACCGUUCCAGCUAACAAUCUUCCACCCGUUAAACCAAUGGGUCCUCCAAAGAAUCUGGCCCGUGUUCAAAUUUCCACGUCGAUUCCAGAGCCAGAUAAUGCUUUUAUUCCACAAGCUCCGCCUCCACCAAGAUUCGGGCCAACUGGAGGCUACAAUAACAAUAACAACAACGAUAGAAAAACUCCGGUAUCAAAAUACGGUAACAUGGCUACAACCGAUUUGAAGCAAAGAAGAGAAACUGCCGAUGUUCAUAUUCGAUUCGACCCAGCUGCGAAACGAGAAUUCCCUCCAAAGCAGACAUCGUUCAUUGAUGGAUUCAGAAAUGGUGAUUCAAGAGAUUCAACUGUCCCAUCUGCAAAGAAAAAGGAUACUGUAGCUGGUGGUCAAACUACAAAUACGAUUAGGUCCAUCAUCAAUAAUUUGAAGAGCGGAGGAAAUGAAAAACAAGAAGACACAAUUCCGCGUAACAGAGUCUCUACAAACCCAUUCAUGAGAGCCCAGCAACAGCAACAACAACAGCAAAAUCAUCCUCAAAACCGUUUGGAACCAAAGAAUCCUUCGAAAAAUGUGGCAGAAGUCGUUGAGAAAAUGAAUAAUGGGGAUUGGCCAAUUCAAAUUGAUGAUGAGGAUCCUUCUCCAAAUUCUGAUCCAAAACGGGCCUAUCAACAACACCCUGACAAAGCCAGGCAAUGGGAAACGCUUCAUCGGAAGAAGGACGAGAAGAAGAGUAUUCUAGAAGACGUUCCACAUUUGACAAAUGCUCCACCCUCUGCUCCUCCACUACCAACUCAACAGCCACCAUCCCAAAAGCAACAGUAUCCUCCAAAAGAGGAAAAUGACAAAAUGUCUGAUAAAAGUCACGAGGAGACUAGUGUCUCCACUGAUUCUGCAUUGUAUUCUGAAAGUUCGGAUACACGUGGACCAUCCCCAUACAAACUUCCAUUUGAUACCCAGAAACCCGGAGAACUCGGAGAGGAGGCUGAAAAACUAUUAUUCUACUUCAAAACCCAUAAAGAUGUUUUGAAUUAUUUGGGGAUUGGGCUGACGGAUAGACUUUGGAAGCAUAUCCAGAAGCUUCCUAAUUUUGAGUCCUCAAUUCGAGUCUUCAAAAAACAAGAAGAAUUAACUACUUCUUCCAAAGCUCCACCAGCUCCACCACUUCUUCCAACGUCAUCUGCAAACAUCCCACCAGCUCCAAAAAUCACAUUGAGUCAAUCAUUUGCCCCACAAGAUCGCAAGAGUCCAAUUGGUCACUCGCACAACCGCAGUGUCUCCCAGAACGAAGACGUCUACCCACAAAACAAUACAAUUGCUCAAUCGGAUGACAGUAGAUUUACCAAGAACCCAGAGAACAUCUCGGCAAGUAACAGAGACCAAAGAUCAAACAAUGGAGGACGUUUUGUGAAGAAAUCAGCGGCUGCGCUGAUUGCUAAAAAGCAAGGAAUGCAAUCGGAAGAUCCAAACUCUGCAACUGAAAUAAUCGAUCCUAGAAUCGCCGAAGAGAUUAAAAACCUGCGUGAUCGGGAGGAAGAGCUAAAAAGAAGUCGCUCUGAACUCGCUCUGGUGACAAGUCCUCCACCAAGUUCCUAUCAAAUGAGCCCAAAGAAAACAAGUCCAGGAAGUAAUAUGAGAAGUGCUCAAUCCUACGAUCAUCUGGAUAGUUCUGUUCGUUCUCCAAUCGAAAGAUCCCAUUCUUCUCAUAAUGUGUAUCAUAUGAAGAGUGCAACGAAUGGGGAUUCUUCUUAUCAUCUCGGAGGUGCUUACGGAAAUGCAAACUAUGGAUCCAUGCCACGACCUCAACACAGAAAAGAAGUGCGUCUUUCGAAACGAAGCCGCCAGUCGCAAUUCAUUCAGGCCUACAACUCCCAUCAUCCGCCAACAUUUCAAUUUCAUCUUAUCAACAAAGAUCCAACAACGACAAAUAUCAGAAUCCAAAAUCAAUGUACAGCGGACAUGACUCGCAUCGUAAAAUUGGGCUCUAGACGGUGGUUUUUGAAGAAACGGCGGACGGUUUCGAAAAGAGAAGAAUCAUUUAAAAGGAGUCUGAACAAGAGUACCGUCCGAUUUUCUGAAACUGUCACUAGUAUCUUUUGA